Messenger RNA from Drosophila eugracilis, 801 nucleotides. Its product is annotated as microtubule-associated protein RP/EB family member 1-like. NCBI's taxonomy places the organism in Eukaryota, Metazoa, Arthropoda, Insecta, Diptera, Drosophilidae. The transcript is spliced from 2 exons. Gene Ontology annotation, biological process: regulation of microtubule polymerization or depolymerization; spindle assembly; protein localization to microtubule plus-end. The record is from RefSeq and is a predicted model, not a curated record. Bases 303 to 695 code for a protein of 130 amino acids. Gene Ontology annotation, molecular function: microtubule plus-end binding. Gene Ontology annotation, cellular component: spindle midzone; cytoplasmic microtubule; microtubule organizing center.
UUGAGUCCUAGUUAACGUUGGAAUCUGGAUAAAAUUGGAUAUUGUCAAAAGGCAAAAUGGGCAUGAUAAAAAAUGAAUGUAACGAAAUUCGUAGAGGUCAUUUACUAUACUGCUUUUCAGUAUUCUGAGCCGUCUCUUAAUCCUAUUUAGUACACCUUUUUGGCCUAAAUAUUUUUAUAUUCUAACAAGUAGGCUUAGAACAAAUCACACCAUACGACAUUAGUUUGUCAAAGCAGUACAUCAGUUGUUAAUCAAAUCUCAAUCUGAAAUUUUAACCUUUUGCUAAAAUUGCAUUAUCGAGAAUGGAAAACAAUCUGAUGGACCGCGAUUUAUUGCCACACAUAGACUCCUUUCUUCAGCUACGCAAGUGGGUGAAUUUUUCCAUUGACCAAGAAUUUCGCAGCGUAUCGGAGCUUUUUUCUGGAGUCAUAUACUGUCUUCUUGUGAACAAGAUUUUUGAUGAUGUUGUACCUCUCGAGGAAAUAUUUCCCAUUACGGACCAACUUGCCGAAAUCAGAGUAAACUUUGAGAUUCUGCAGACGAGCUUUGAUGAAUUGCAAAUUCCGUUAAGUGUUCCAGUCGACGAUCUGGCCGAGCUUGACUUCUAUGCCAACCUGAGGUUUGCAGCAGAGUUCUACGAUGUCUUUAAGUACUUCUGCCCCAUUUAUGGGAAUAAUACCCUACGUUCUGGUUAAUAACUUAAGGAGUUGGGUAGGGACUAGAGGAACGUCGAGAUUCCAUGUGCAUUUCUAAGUGCAAACAGGAAGGAUUUCCCUUUUAAAAUAAAACAAUUGAAAAUUA